UGAAAUAACCUAAUAGCCUAAUCAAAUCUGUUCAUGAGAGACGUCACUUCCGAACAUGGCCUUUACUUCCGUACGUCGACGCCAUUAUCCUUUUCCUCUACAACGCCACCAUGGGUCGUAUGCAUGCUCCGGGUAAGGGCCUGUCCCAGUCAGCGCUCCCAUACAGACGCAGUGUUCCCACAUGGCUGAAACUGGCGUCUGAUGAUGUGAAAGAGCAGAUCUUUAAACUGGCCAAGAAGGGUUUGACACCCUCUCAGAUUGGUGUGAUCUUGAGGGACUCUCAUGGUGUGGCCCAGGUCCGCUUCGUGACAGGCAACAAGAUCUUGAGGAUCCUCAAGUCCAAAGGCCUGGCCCCUGACCUGCCCGAGGACCUGUAUCACCUCAUCAAGAAGGCUGUGGCUAUCAGGAAGCACCUGGAGAGGAACCGAAAGGAUAAAGAUGCAAAAUUCCGUCUGAUUCUGACCGAAAGCAGAAUCCACCGACUGGCCCGCUACUACAAGACCAAGAGAGUACUUGCACCAAACUGGAAGUACGAAUCUUCCACCGCUUCUGCCUUGGUGGCAUAAACGUAUUUUCGCAUUAAAGGAACGUUUUGAAGGAA
Osmerus eperlanus (European smelt) is the source of this 601-nucleotide messenger RNA. RefSeq names its product ribosomal protein S13 (gene rps13). The transcript has 6 exons. Gene Ontology annotation, cellular component: nucleolus; ribosome; cytosolic small ribosomal subunit. Gene Ontology annotation, biological process: translation. The record is from RefSeq and is a predicted model, not a curated record. The coding region runs from base 111 to 566 and encodes 151 amino acids. Gene Ontology annotation, molecular function: structural constituent of ribosome; small ribosomal subunit rRNA binding. NCBI's taxonomy places the organism in Eukaryota, Metazoa, Chordata, Actinopteri, Osmeriformes, Osmeridae.